Protopterus annectens (West African lungfish) is the source of this 900-nucleotide messenger RNA. RefSeq names its product cellular retinoic acid binding protein 1 (gene CRABP1). Bases 194 to 607 code for a protein of 137 amino acids. Gene Ontology annotation, molecular function: fatty acid binding. Lineage: Eukaryota; Metazoa; Chordata; Ceratodontiformes; Protopteridae. Gene Ontology annotation, cellular component: cytosol; nucleus. The record is from RefSeq and is a predicted model, not a curated record. Gene Ontology annotation, biological process: fatty acid transport. The transcript is spliced from 4 exons.
AACACACACAUACACUCACAGAGACGCAGACAGGGAGAAGCCGGAGUGAGAGACAGAUUAGAAGGAAGACGAAUUGAAGGAAGCGGGGAGGAAAGUGCUUAGACUCCCCAAACAAGCUGCAGCUACAAAGAGCAUCACCUGGCUUCAUCGCUUCAGUCUUCAGUGUCGUUUGUCUUAAGAAGAUUCCACAAACAUGCCCAAUUUUGCAGGCACUUGGAAAAUGAAGAGCAGCGAGAAUUUUGACGAACUUCUCAAGACUCUGGGUGUAAAUGCCAUGCUUAGAAAGGUGGCAGUAGCAGCAGCUUCAAAACCACAUGUUGAAAUUCGACAAGAUGGAGACCAGUUCUAUAUUAAAACCUGGACCACAGUAAGGACCACAGAGAUUAAUUUCAAAAUUGGAGAGGAAUUCCAAGAAGAGACAGUAGAUGGAAGAAAGUGCAGGAGCUUGGCUGUUUGGGAAACUGAAAACAAAAUGUAUUGCAAACAGACACUUAUUGAUGGAGAUGGUCCCAAAACAUACUGGUCACGAGAAUUAAAAGAUGGUGAACUGAUAUUGAUAUUUGGAGCUGACGACACUGUGUGUACAAGGAUUUAUGUCAGAGAGUGAAGAUACAAGAAUAUGACCCAAAGCAGCAAAAACAAGAAUCAAAACACACAACUACAGUGACACAAUAACUGCUUAUUUGCUACCAGCUCACUACCUAACGUCUGAGUUAAAGAUGAUAACAUUGUAGGUCUGCACUCAAGAAAAGUUUACAAUUUAGAAAACAUGUGAAUUAUAUUAGCAUUGCUUUGAUUUUAAGAAGAGAUCUGUGUUCCAUAUUAUGUUUUAUGUCAUAUAAGAUGUAAAUUGUUCAUUGUUAUUUUGUUAUUAACCAUUAAACUUUGUUUCACAUCUCA